AUGGCGGCGGGCCCGAGCGGCCCGGAAUGGCGGCGGCGGCGGCGGCCGCUGCAGCUGCUGACGCAGUUGGGGUCGGUGCUGCUGACGCGCUGCCCGUUCUGGGCCUGCUUCAGCCGCCUCAUGCUGUACGCAGAGAGGGCCGAGGCCCGACGAAAGCCGGACAUCCCCGUCCCCUAUCUGUACUUCGACCUGGGGGCCGCCGUGCUGUGCGCCAGCUUCAUGUCCUUCGGGGUCAAGCGCCGCUGGUUCGCACUGGGCACGGCCCUGCAGCUGGCCGUCAGCACCUACGCGGCCCACGUCGGCGGACACGUCCACUACGGAGAUUGGCUCAAGGUCCGGAUGUACUCCCGCACCAUCGCGGUGAUCGGCGGCUUCCUGGUGUUGGCCGGCGGCGCGGGGGAGCUGUACCGCCAGAAGCCGCGCAGCCGCUCGCUACAGGCCACCGGACAGCUCUUCCUGGGCGUCUACCUCAUCUGCGCGGCCUACUCCCUCCAGCACAGCAAGGAAGACCGACUGGCCUAUGUGAACCACAUCCCGGGCGGAGAGCUGACCCUGCAGCUGCUGUUCAUCCUGUACGGCGUCCUGGCCCUCUCCUUCCUCUCCGGCUACUACGUGGCCGCGGCCGCCCAGGUCCUGGCCGUGCUCCUGCCGCUCGUCAUCCUGCUCAUCGACGGCAACCUGGGCUACUGGCACGGCUCCCGCCGCGUGGAGUUCUGGAACCAGAUGCGGCUCAUCGGGCAGAACGUGGGCAUCUUCGGGGCCGUGGUCAUCCUGGCCACGGACGGCUGACGAGGGCGGGAGCGGCCCCCGGGGGGAAGGGCGGGGGCGGGACGG
This is a messenger RNA of Tachyglossus aculeatus (Australian echidna), 834 nucleotides long. RefSeq names its product transmembrane protein 101 (gene TMEM101). The record is from RefSeq and is a predicted model, not a curated record. Lineage: Eukaryota; Metazoa; Chordata; Mammalia; Monotremata; Tachyglossidae. The transcript is spliced from 4 exons. Gene Ontology annotation, biological process: positive regulation of canonical NF-kappaB signal transduction. The coding region runs from base 1 to 789 and encodes 262 amino acids.